This is a messenger RNA of Dicentrarchus labrax (European seabass), 1854 nucleotides long. RefSeq names its product inhibin subunit alpha (gene inha). Gene Ontology annotation, biological process: SMAD protein signal transduction. The record is from RefSeq and is a predicted model, not a curated record. The transcript has 2 exons. The coding region runs from base 129 to 1178 and encodes 349 amino acids. Lineage: Eukaryota; Metazoa; Chordata; Actinopteri; Moronidae. Gene Ontology annotation, cellular component: extracellular region. Gene Ontology annotation, molecular function: growth factor activity; cytokine activity.
CGCAGACAGAGGAGAGUCAGUAUCUUCAUAUCAACUUCUCUAGACCAGUAGAAAUAGUCAGACUUCUGUUUUGGUAGAAGGUAUUUUUGCGCCCCAAUAGUGCCAAGUAGUUGUCGUACAGUACAGUCAUGGUGUCCUGUGCUCUCUUCAUCCUGGGACCUUUUUGGAUCCACAUUCUCACACAAGUCUGCAAGGGAGAGGAGCUGCCCCGGGAAGCAGUGUUGUCCUGGUUCAGAGAGCGGGUUCUGGAGGGCCUCGGGCUGGAGGAGCCUCUCCCAACCCCAGUGCAGAGUCCCGAUGGGGACACGGCACAGCCGGAAUCAAGACAUGCACCCCGGAGGGCCCCCAGGACAAGCAGGACAGCGUGGGUCAACCAUCAAAGCAGUCUGAAUCAGGAAACUUCUCAAAUUAUUCUCUUCCCCAGUUCUGACUCCGCCUGUGCCAGAUCUGACUCAGCUCCUGGAGAAACCACCGACAAACACUUUACAUAUUAUUUCCAGCCGUCCAAGAACAACCACGAGACCCUGGUCACAUCUGCCCACUUCUGGUUUUAUGCAGGGGAAGCAGCCACAGGCAACUCCUCCGCCCAGCUGUUCAUCCUCACUUCAGCGCAGCAGCUUCUUCAGGCGGCGGAGGCUCCAUCAACAACGAGCUCAGAUGGAUGGACCACCUACCAGUUCAACCAAAACCUGCUGGCCUCUGUGGCUGAGGGGCCUUUUCUGCUCCAGGUCCGCUGUGCAGCCUGUCAGUGCCACGCCGACGAACCAGACAAGAUGCCCUUUCUUCACCUCCACGCUCAGCCUCGUGGUCCUGUCCGUUCACCCCGCCAGACCCUGGCAACACUUCCCUGGUCUCCUUCUGCCAUCAACCUGCUCCAGAGACCCUCUCAGGACAGACCCCAGCACAGCGACUGCCACCGAGCAGAGAUUGAAAUCAGCUUUGAGGAGCUGGGAUGGGACAGCUGGAUCGUCCAUCCAAAGGUGUUGACUUUCUACUACUGUGAAGGUAACUGCUCGUCCUGGGAGCACACCACCGCCAUGCUGGGGAUCACACAAUGCUGCGCUCCGGUCCCGGGGACAAUGAAGUCCCUGAGGAUCACCACGACAUCUGAUGGCGGGUACUCGUUCAAUUAUGAGACCUUGCCCAAUAUUAUACCGGAAGAGUGUACUUGUAUCUGAACAUUAAAGCUUAAAAGGGUCAGUUCACCCAAAUUACAAAAAUAAUUUUUUUUUUUUUUUUUUUUUUACUUACACCAAAGUGUUACAAAGACGAUUUUGAUUUGAUGUGCUGAGAUUUUGACAUUUCUGCCUCUGACUGAAACUACUUUCGAACAAAAAAAUAGUCCCUAUGAAGACCACCUACAGCAAAGUCCUGAUUAGAAGGUAAAUUUUUUCUGGAGAGACAGGUUUCUGUUAACUUUUUUUAGUGUUUAAAUGCUUAAAUGAGCAUAAAUGACACAUUAAUUUCAUCUCCAUUGUGUUUAAAUGGAGAAGAUUUAGAGGAGGUUAUCUCAAACUCUAAGCACAUAAAACCAAAACUUCACAUAUUUUAUGAUAUGGGAGGAGUAUGAAAAUGCAUUGUGAUAUGGGUGAACAAACCCUGCUAUUAAAUGCCAUUUAUCUUACUUAUCACAGAGUCUUCUCAAACUUCCUUUUGUCAUUUUUCUUUAGUCUGUAAGUAAACAUAGUGUAGGACCAGCACUGUAUUGUUUUUCCUUGGUGUUGUGAUUCUUGCCUUUAGAGGGCAGCAUAGGCCUACUUUUACACAUAAUCAUUUCACAGCAAUACCUUCAGUGUGACUUCUGUUGUUAACUAAUAUACAGGAAUGUAUGAUAUUAAACAAUUAAACAUGGAA